Messenger RNA from Alnus glutinosa, 1315 nucleotides. Its product is annotated as beta-carotene 3-hydroxylase 2, chloroplastic-like. Gene Ontology annotation, cellular component: chloroplast. Gene Ontology annotation, molecular function: beta-carotene 3-hydroxylase activity; iron ion binding. The transcript has 7 exons. Gene Ontology annotation, biological process: carotene metabolic process; xanthophyll biosynthetic process. The coding region runs from base 271 to 1197 and encodes 308 amino acids. Lineage: Eukaryota; Viridiplantae; Streptophyta; Magnoliopsida; Fagales; Betulaceae. The record is from RefSeq and is a predicted model, not a curated record.
GUACAUCGUAUUAAGGAGAUCAUAUGGCUUUCCUGUUCUGGCAAACAUCUUCCUUCCCCUUACGUCUCAUUUCCCACAAAUCAACGUCACAACAGUAACACAUACAACAUGGAGUUCCAAAAGGACCAAAAGCAGAAGGAUUUAUAUUAUACCUCACGUCAUUGCCAAGCUCGGAAGCUCCCUACCUUUGUUUUGCUCCAUUCAGGGCUCUCUCUAUCUCUCUCUAAAGCUUGAGUUCGUUGAAGUACUCUGUUUUUUAACAGAGACGCCAUGGCGACUGGAGUUUGGAUUACUUCAAGCGCAUCAACGCACUGUUUCAAACAAAAAACUUACCAGAUUCCGACACCCAUUUCUAAUUCAAUCUCCUACUCGCAAAAAAUAUGUGGAAUUUCUUCUACCUUUAGGAAAAUCAAGACCUUGGGAGUAUGCUUGGUCAUGGAGAAGAAAACAGAGGAUGUUAUCCAAGCUGACGAAGAAAUUAAAUCCGCUGAUGGUAUAAAGAAUCAGAUCACAGGCGCCUCACGUGCGGCAGAGAGAUCAGCAAGGAAAAGAUUGGAAAGAUAUACUUACCUUGUCGCUGCAAUCAUGUCCAGUCUCGGAGUCACUUCCAUGGCCGCCAUAUCUGUUUAUUACAGGUUUUCUUGGCAAAUGGAGGGUGGAGAAUUUCCACUUCUAGAAAUGUUCUGCACAUUUGCUCUCUCUGUUGGCGCUGCUGUGGGAAUGGAGUUCUGGGCUAGGUGGGCUCACAGGGCGCUCUGGCACGCUUCAUUGUGGAAUAUGCACGAGUCACAUCAUCGACCCAGAAAGGGUCCCUUUGAGGUCAACGAUGUUUUCGCCAUCAUCAACGCCAUCCCAGCCGUUGCUCUUCUUGCUUAUGGGUUCUCUAAUAAGGGUAUGAUUCCAGGACUCUGCUUCGGUGCCGGUCUCGGAAUCACAGUGUUUGGGAUGGCCUACAUGUUUGUGCAUGAUGGACUCGUCCACCGUCGAUUUCCAGUAGGGCCCAUCGCAAAUGUCCCUUAUUUACGAAGAGUUGCUGCAGCUCACCAACUUCAUCACUAUGAUAUAUUUGGUGGGGUGCCAUAUGGGUUGUUCUUGGGCCCAAAGGAAGUAGAAGAAGUUGGGGGAAUGGAAGAGUUGGAGAAUGAAAUCCAACGAAGGAUCAAGCAAUCCAAAGGCUCUUAUGAUAGUCAACUAUAGAAAUGGGUUGGUCUUAUUUUAUCAUUUGGUAAACAAAAGGCAUUCUUACAGAUUCAUUUGUAUAAUACCACCUUGGGUGUGUGAAAAAUGACUUCUAUGGAAAAGCACUUUCCAAUUU